Messenger RNA from Penicillium malachiteum, 6096 nucleotides. It is a transcript of the gene hir3, whose product is annotated as putative transcriptional corepressor of histone genes (Hir3). The transcript is spliced from 4 exons. The coding region runs from base 1 to 6096 and encodes 2031 amino acids. Gene Ontology annotation, biological process: chromatin organization. NCBI's taxonomy places the organism in Eukaryota, Fungi, Ascomycota, Eurotiomycetes, Eurotiales, Aspergillaceae. Gene Ontology annotation, cellular component: nucleus; HIR complex. The record is from RefSeq and is a predicted model, not a curated record. Gene Ontology annotation, molecular function: nucleosome binding; protein binding.
AUGGCAAGCUGGGUCUCAUUGAAUGUGGAGCCAGACGAUAUCAUUGAGGAUGAGGUUGACGAUACCAAGGAGCUUCAAAUCGAAGAAGCGCUGAAGCUCUACCAAACCGCCCUUAAGCUUCAUUCGCAAGGUCCUGAGUUCUAUACCCAAGCAGCAGAAGCCUACGAAUCUCUUCUUAGCUCGGAGAUCUUCAAAUACCCCGAAUCGAUUUCGGACUUCAAACGAGCUGCGGAAUCAGAUGCGCAAGUAGCGAACGUUGCUGAUGAAGAAUCUGCCGAUACAAGUACGGAAUUCAACGUCAACGACUCCACCUCCAGCCUUUUUCAGACUCUCUACCUAUCCUACAAGAACUACGGAAAAUACCUCCUCGAUUCAGUACACGAAACGAUCCGAACCGCUGCGCAAGACCCCGAGACAGUACAGAAAACAUUUCAGGCUUCUAGACAAGCUUUGGGAUCGUUUGCAGAUGCUUUGGAACGAGAUGACACGGAUCUCAAUCUAUGGAGACAAAGCGCGAGGCUUAGCAGUGCUCUGAAAAGUUAUCGGUUGAAUCGAUUCUGUCUCGAGAGUGUACUUGCCGACGAUGACAAUCGCCUUGAGAUACGACCGGAACUGCUUGGAUUGGAAGAGAUCUUUUCGGAGGACCGUUUGCGAGCCACCCUGACUUCGCUAUUUGACGGUCUGUCUGCGUCACAAGUGCCCGUCAAGAAGACAAAAAAAGCUCUUGCCAAAUAUCUCAAGCAGCAUGAAGAUCCGUACCCAUAUCUCCCAGAUCUUCCGACUGAGAUUGGCUCAUUGAGUUCCUCUAAAGGUCCUCUUGCUUUGUCCACCUCUCGCCGCCGGGAGAUCGCGCCCUCUGACGCUACCUGGGAUUUAAUAGGAAAAGCCAUUCUCCAAGCGCUGGAUGAUGAGGAAGCAGCUCCUAUGGGUGAUGCCCCAAGUCGAUCGUUCUAUGUAACUCUUCCAACCAGGGAAUCUGAGCUACUAGAUACUGUAUCUGUCAAAAUGGAGGGCAUUGAAGAUGACCCCAAGAACAAAACUGAGGAAAGCAAGACAGAGAAUGGCGAUAUCGAUAUGUUGGAUGAGGCCGAGUCGCUCAAAGAGGCCAAUCAAGUCGAUGAGCCCAAAGAACUACCUGAAGACGCGCCCCAAGAGCCGGCAGAAACCACAGAAAUAACAGAACCUACAGAGGAACAGUCUUCUUUUGACCAAAACGCAGAAAAACAACUCAUGGAGUCAUUGGAAGGUCAUUCUGUUCCAGCUGAGCAACAACUUGGUGAAGAAGAGCCAGAAAAAGAACAUUCAGAGCCCAAAUCACCAAUCGGCGCACGCAAGAGAUCAUCUGCAUCAGCGGCAAAUGAUGAUCCUCCAGAAGGAGGACGCAUGAAGAGCCGAAGAACACGGGCCCGUGAAUCCAAUGCCGAUGCGCUUGUGCAGCCUGAAGAAGUUGCCUUUGAUCAAGAGAAAUACUACGAGGAUCGUCUUGAAAUUUUCGUCAAUGCAGAUCAAUGGAUGUUCAAUACUCUCGGAUCCUCGUUCAGCAAAGCUGGCGUUCCUGUUCUUGGAACCAUCGAAGAUCUCAGGGAAAAAGUGGCUACUUUAAACGAACUUGACGAGGUACCGCAGGACCCCAAGACUAGAUUGUUCCAGGAUAUGCGUGGCAUUAUCAAACAUUGGAAUGAUGAAAAAUCUCGAUUGAUGCAACAAAAAGAUGAUCCUUCGUUGAAGGGCUUAUCAGGAUCGAACAAGUCUGGAUUAGCCGUGUUUCUUGAACAUUCCAGGAAGACAGCCCGAAGACAACCCGUUCACGAGCAGCUGCCAUCCGGAGAGGAGAUUUACAGCUUUGCGGAAACUAUCAACAACGCCAAUUACAUGCAUCCCCAUGAUGUGUCGUUCGAAUGGCUCAGACGUCUGCUCAUGCCACAGUUUGGUGAACACGUCUCGGAAUUCAUGGCAAUGAAAUCUGCGUAUACAAGUUUUUUGUGGCCCCAGGAAGUCAAGAAGGUCGCUGUAGAUCUUUUACUCCGUGAGGAUGCAUACGUGCUUGCCAGAUUAUGUGAAAAUGUGACAGGUCUGGAGCGUCGAGUCCUUGGAUCAGACUCUGAAAAUGAAUUCAAAUAUGAUACCAAGGACUUUGCGGAUGUGGAAAUGAUUCAAGCCAUCUACGAGAUACAGUUGGAUAUAUUUUCCUCUGUUGAGAGUCUUAGCAAUGAGGCAGGCCAACAAAACACACUUUCGCAGCGUGACCGAUUGACGCGAUGGGCUAUGCUAGCCCGGACCUCUUUGGAACUCUGCAUAGCGUACUGUCCGUCCGAGAAGUGCCGACAGAAUAUCGCAUUUCGUCAUUUGUGGACAUCGACAUUUCAUCUCAAUCUUGCCGGAGAAGCUGAUCGUGAUCACAUCCUGUUGUGUCUUCAGGAUUUGAAGCAAACGUUUCAAUCUAUCAACGACCCUAUAAUCAGACUCAUCAAUAAUUCUAUCAUGGCCGAACUCUCUAUUGCCACCAUUGAUCAAGAAGCGCUCAAACUCAAAUGCAUGGAUUUCUUCGCCCAGGUAUUCAAGGCAGACGACGAAGAUCCAAUCUCAAUGAUAGAAGCUAUUGAGCCAAUCCUUGAGCCUUCAUCAGCGCAAUGGCAUCUUUCCUUGACCGAGGAGAUGCCACAUUACGACUCUUCCUCUGGCGAAAACUUCAAGAUGCGUAUCAGAGCAUCGAUUACCCCCCCGAAGGUGGUUUCAUGUCAUUUGCGAAGUAUCGAGACGGUCAUGCGUGAGCUUGAAGACGUGAAGCACCUGCAGGAGGCGAGUGGUAUUCGUGAAGUUUCUUUGCUGGGUUGUCUUAAAACUCUGGAUGGAAUUAUGGGCAAACUUAUCCCCCUGGUGCUGCAACAACCUGACAAUGAUAAAUCUUACGAAUGCUUAGAUAUGGAUCAUUUGCAAUCGUCCAUAUCUGCCGUCGCUAGGUUAACUCGGAUUCUGCACAGUUUCGUCCUUUACGAGGAUGCGGUCCGGGUCGGUCAAAUUUCUGGACGUGAUCUUCGUGGAGGCCUGGCAAAAACUCUUGAGAACUUCAAAGACAGAAUGCGAGAAAUGUAUGUACGGUGCUGGAUUUUGCUCUAUACCCUUUUCAACGAAGCAGUAUCCCAGAACAAAGCCGCUUCGAAUACCUCAAACAUCUCCAAUAAGCCAUCGGAAGAUCAUAUCCAUAUUCUUCGCUCUGUGCAUCAUGCGCUGGGGGUUCGGUCCAUGUGCCGCUAUUCACAAAAACGAUUCUUGAAGCUCCUGAAGUCCGAGUUACUUGAUCUUGAGACUAAGGGUGAUUACGAAUUCGAUAUCUGCCAAGUGCUCUUCGAUCUUUAUGGUAUCAAGUUCUCCACUUCCUCUGUUGACGGCACUACUGAUCAUGGAUGUUCUCCUGAGAAACUGGAUCGUCAUACAGCUACCAUGAUGAUCGACUUUGUUAUGAGACAAGCAAACAAAAUGAACAUGAAAGACCUGUCCAAAUCAGAGCUUAAGAUGACCAUUGAAAAAAUGCAGCUUGCAAUCGGUCCAGUGAAACCUCCUGCGCCACUUGGCUCAGUGAAAGCUUCUUCGCAAUCACCGCAACUAAGCCUCAACAGGCGCGUUUUCAGCGCAUACAUCAAGGCCCCGAUCAACCCCUCCCACCUUCUUCGAGCCAUACAGGGAGUAACAGAACUUUCUAUGCAUCCAGUACCUGGAGAGAACGCCAAGAUUGCCGCCAAGGGGUGGUAUUUCCUCCUUGGUCAUGCUACUCUGACGAAGUUCCGAGCUCAAAAACGCCUAAGUCCUGGAUCGAUCUCAGAGCUAGAAGAUGCCAUAACCUUCUUUCGACAAGAUUUGGAUAAUGGAACUGGUAGAUGGGAGACUUGGUACCGGCUAGCACAGGCCUAUGACACAAAACUGGAGGAAGAGAUUACAUGGGGUGCAGACAAGAUUAACAACAGCCGUACGGAACAGGAACUGGCUGCGACACAGAGAUAUGCAAUCCAUUGUUAUGCAAUGGCCGUUUCGGUGGCUGCCAACACUGCUGAGCCUACAGUAGAGACACGAAGUUUACUGUCUGAUCUCUAUACGGACUUUGGAAUUCGCCUCUAUGCUUCUUCUCGGGAUCCACUCUCAAUGGCUGCCUUCUCGUUGGAAGAUUUCUCUCGACAUUUCAGCAGCCAGGAAAGUCAACAGAUGUAUAAGGCACAGCCUUUCAAAGAAAUGUCACGCUACUCUGUUUGGAAUUUUGCCAGCAAUCUUCUCAGGAAAGCAACCAAUGAGAAGCCAAAGCAUUGGAUAACCCACUACUUCCUCGGGAAGAGCUUGUGGAAGAUGUUUAACUGCGAUGACUCAUUGCGUACAACCUCGAAACCUGUUGAAGUCCAAGAUGUGCUAGAUGCAUUCCGUAACGCCAUUUCAGCCCUUCCGCAACGCAGGGAUUCGCGGGCUGAUCCCAUUUUCGAGCCUCACUUCAAGCUCUUGUCGAUCGUUCACAGAUUAGUUCUUGGAGAACAUUUGACACCUUCGGAGGGAAGUAAAAUCCUCACCAUCACUCCUUGGGCCCGCAAGGUGGAUACGCCCGAAAAUAUGGACGCUUGGAAGCCUUACAUCCUUGAAGUCAUCAAGAAAUUCAAGAGCGCCGAUAAGUCGAACUGGCAUCAUCGGAUGAGCGCCAAGGCUGCACAUAUUAUCUAUGAUGAUGACAAGAACGCGACGACAGCUGCAGCUGCAAAACAUGAAAUGUCCCAGAUCUUCACAAAAACACUCACGAUUCAAGUAUGGCGGCCUGAAUUCGAAAGGCCCGGUAGACAUUUUGUGUACACGACGCGCUACGUCUAUUUCUUUGUCAAUUUGCUUGACCAGCUGGAUGAUCGUGCUAGCUUGGACCAAUUGCUCCGCCGCGUCAGAAAGAAGCAAGGCGAUUUCAUCAACCAUUCAAAGCUUUGGGAAGAUGUUUGCUUGACCUUCGCCAAGAUGAUUCGGAGAGCUGCUCAAAUCAACGAAGGCCACGAAGAAACUGUGUUCAAACCAAUUGGCUGGGAAGAAUUCUCUUCGAAGACAGCCCGACUGGAAAGCUUGAAUGCUUUAGUACCAGAAAGCCAGGCUAUUCUGGAGCUGAUCCGGGACGCUCUGGAGUUGAAGAAACUCAACAACAACUUGAUGAAGGUUACCAUGUUUGAAGAUCUCAUCGCAGAUCUCUACUCUCGGGUUUAUGAGGUUAACAUGCCUCUGCUUGUGGAGCAAGUGACUGAGGAGAACAAAGAAAAGAUGAAGGUUGAUCACCUUCUCAUGACAGGCGACACAAACACCGAGGCCUCGACACCCGCUGCCUCGCUCCCAGCAUCAGACACCCCUGCUCCCCGCGGUCGUACCAAGGGUAUCGCUCGCCGGGACAUUCAAAAGCGAGCCGAUACUAUUGUGAAUCUGAAAUUGGCACCCCGAACUGCGACGAGCAAGCUGACGUCUACCGGGGAUGGUGAACAAGCAACGCCAACCCGACGGGGCUCCAAUGCGGCAGCUUCUUCAGGCCCUACUUCUAUUGCUGGAAAGCACGAGGCUGCGGCAGGACUUGACAGUGGAGCUCAUGGUGCAGACCUCAAUGCUCAUCGUGAUAGUGGUGAUGAAACCGAGAUGACCGAUAUUGAUGAAUCGAGACUCGAUAUCACCUCCUCCGAACGCAAGCCAAAGCUUUUCUCUAAACUGCGUGAGGAAGUGGGUGAUACCGAAGAUGAUGGUGGAAGUGGAGAUGAAGAGAAUGAGGAAAAUGAGGAGAAUGAAGAAGUGGAGGGGGACGAGGAUGAAGAAAUCAAUGAAAAUGAGGGCGAAGGCGAGGACGAGGAGGAGGGUGAAGGAGAUGCCGAUGCCACUGAAGUUGAGACCGGUAUCGAGGAUACUCUAGAUAUCGACGAUGCUGGAAAUGACGACGAAGAGAUGCAGGACGACGAGGGCGAUGAAACAGUCAUUGAGGAUAGCAGGCUGGAUGACCAAGAUGAUGAACAUGAGGCUAAGGUCGAUGAAGAGGAUGACCCUGACAGGGCUACCCCCGGUGAGGACACUGAAAGACUGGACGCCAUGGACACCAUACCAGCUUAG